This is a messenger RNA of Xenia sp. Carnegie-2017, 959 nucleotides long. RefSeq names its product eukaryotic translation initiation factor 4E type 3-like. Gene Ontology annotation, molecular function: translation initiation factor activity; RNA 7-methylguanosine cap binding. Gene Ontology annotation, cellular component: eukaryotic translation initiation factor 4F complex. Bases 29 to 763 code for a protein of 244 amino acids. Gene Ontology annotation, biological process: translational initiation. The record is from RefSeq and is a predicted model, not a curated record. The transcript is spliced from 7 exons. NCBI's taxonomy places the organism in Eukaryota, Metazoa, Cnidaria, Anthozoa, Malacalcyonacea, Xeniidae.
UUUGUAUUCGUCUUUCCUUCCAUGAAAAAUGGCGAUGCCAUCUGGCUCCUUUGGUUUUUCUAGCAAUUCCCCAGUGCCGUUGUCUUCUUCCCCAUCAAAAGCCAUACUAACAGAAGCAUUUCAUUCCCCUAAAUUGUCCCGGAAAUUCUUGGAGCAAAUUUCACCCGUAGAAAAAAGUGGCCUGCCACUAAAUACACCAUGGACACUAUGGCUUGACAGAUAUGUACGUGGAGCAACUGCGGCAGAAUAUGCAGCGAAUUUGAGAAAAAUUUACACAGUUAACACAAUUCAGAGUUUCUGGAGUGUGUUUAACAACAUUCCAAGUGCUUCAAAACUUGGUUUUCGAACAAGCUAUCACAUGAUGCGUGGUGAGAGACGUCCAGUUUGGGAAGAUCCAGAGAACAUUGCUGGUGGUUAUUGGAAAAUAAGAUGUCCCAAAGACUACACUGACAAUGCUUGGAAAGAACUUUUAUUGGCUGUAAUUGGGGAACAAAGCCUAAUUGAUUCUCUGGCUGAAGGUGAUGAGAUAGUCGGAGUGAGCAUUAGUAUUCGAGACAGAGAUGACAUCUUACAAAUAUGGAAUGCGAGAGCUAACUUAGCCAAUGAGUCAAAGAUUUUAGAAAAGAUAUCCGAUAUUCUUCCACGUCUCAAGAAAGAGGAUGCCUUUUAUAAAUUUCAUCGUGAUCAUUUAGCGUUCGAAGGGCAACGUCUCGUUACCAGACCUCCAGGUUUUCCUACAAGUGGCCCUCCAAAGUUAGAAUGAAUGAAUCGUUUUCUCCCAAGAAGUAUGAUUGAAAAAAAACACAAUGAAUAAUCGUUGAAAUUUUUUGGAAGAUAUUCCAUUUAAAGUACGAACAAAGUUAUGUUGAGAAUGUUACAAACUGCAAAAAUCCAGUUGCUUUAAAAGAGCUCUGUACAUGUUACGAUAAAUCAUAUUAAAUGGUUUCAAAUAGUUCAAA